Molecule: messenger RNA, 204 nt
Organism: Neurospora hispaniola
Lineage: Eukaryota; Fungi; Ascomycota; Sordariomycetes; Sordariales; Sordariaceae
Exons: 2
Coding region: 1-204 (67 amino acids)
Source: RefSeq, a predicted model, not a curated record
AUGGUGUACUCAGACAACAGUGACGAUUCCCAAGCCAAAAUGCAAAAGGCUCUAGCAGACGAGCAAAAGAAGGCGAAAGAGGAAGAAGAGAGAAAGAAAAAGGAAGUGGAGGAGGAAGAGAAGAAGAGAAUGGAGGAAGAGAAGGCGAGGCAGGCACGGGUCCAAAAUACGUAUACUUUUACCGUUCUGGUGAAAAAGGCGUGA